AUGCAUCAAACACUGACCACUGUGAAUAGAAAAUCGAGGUCUCUGUCUUCAGUUACGUCUCAGUCACAGUCACAGUCACAAUCACAAUCACAAUCACAACCACAAUCACAUUCAACCUCCUCGACCUCGGUUCCUUCAAACAAUAAGUCAUCAGUGUUUUCAAAAACAUCAUCAUCACGUAUGCAUUCACAGUCGCAACCAACUUCGUUUCAUCAUCACUAUCACUUGAAUGGAAAGAAUGGAGUCAGUAGCAAUGGAGGUAAUGCCGGACGUGUCGAGUCUGUUGGGGAGAAAAGAGCAUUACCAACACCAACACCAGCAACUUCAACUACAACGACGGUGACCAAUGAUUCAUCGGAAACCCCUGCAGUUGAGCACCACCAUCAUUACCAUCAUCAUCACCAUCAUCAUCCUCAACCAUCGUCAAUCUUUCCUAAUUCAUCCAGUUUACGCGAUAUUUUAUCACUUGUCUUUGUCACAUUAUCAUUACCUCAAACUGUGUCAUUGCUCAUUUGCAUCAUGUAUCUAAUUUUGGGCUCAAAUUUCAUGGGUGGCAAGUUUUUGAUCAAUUUCAUGCUUCCAAGGUCUCAAAGACCCGUGUUCAAAGGUAUCAAAUAUAUACCAUUUUCAGCAACAAAAGUUGCCUUGAUUGAUUCAAUUGUUUAUUUGACAUUGGUAAAGUUUAUCAAGAAAAAGAGUUAUUUCAAUUAUUUGAUUAUGUUGUCGAAAUCAAUAGUUUCAAGCGAGUUGAUUGGUGCAUCAUCGAUAUACUAUAUCAAUUCAAUUUCAAACAAAAAAAUCACUAGCAAGAUUCAGUAUGAUGACAGAAGACGAACUUUUUUCAACAAUAGCUUAAUGAAUGCAAUUUUUUGCUUUGUAAUUAUCAAUUAUAUCAACUACUUGUUGAACUGGUUUCAAUUUGCAUCAGUAUCGAUUAAUCCAACAACAACUACAUCAAACAACACUAGCACCGCCGCCAUUUUAGCCACAGCCACUACUACAACUUCAUCGCCAUUGACAUUGUCAUCCUUAAAAUCGUUUAAUAAUCUUGCAUCGAAAAUUAUUCCAAUUAAUAUUUCAUACAUUAACAAUUUGAAUUUCAAUGAGUACAAGAUUCAGCUAUAUUUAUUCCUAUCCAUUCAUAUCAUCAAUCGUGCUUUUUUUGUCAAAAAGUCAACAAUUGUUCAAAAUUCAAUACCCAGUGUCAAUGAAGAGAUAUCUGUUAAUGUGGAUGAGAAUAGAUUGAUGAAUAUUGAAGUUGAUUUAAGUCAAGCAUCAUCCUCAAAGAAUAAUUGGAAUGCCAUUGCUUAUAAAAACUUUGAAAAUUUUGUCGUUUCUCCAUUCAAUAGCAAGUUGACAAAUUUGAAAAAUAGAAUGAGAGCAACAUCAUUAUCGAGACCUCGUGUGGGAUCUUCUGCUGUGUCCAAUUUGAGUCCAUAUGCUUUGGGAGCAGCGUCUACAAGUACUGUCAAGUCGAUGUCUGGAUCGGUGACAUCUACUGCUGCAGCUGCAUCAUCAUCGUCGUCUACCACAUCGGCAAUUGCAGCACCUACAACCGUUGCGUCAACGUCUUCUUCGUCACCAACAUCUGUCACCACUUUAUCAAAACAGACUCCAGUGUCCAAAUCAUUGACUACAACGACAAUAUCACCCAAUGUUACUGUUGUUGAGAAUACAAUCAUUAUUCAGCCAUUUUGGUCAAUUGUAGCUGCAUGCAAAGCCAUUUUGAAAAACCCCAACUUGUUCAACGGAGAACCAACGAGAAAGAAUAAUGAGAAUGGGGCUGUCGCUUGUAGCGAUGUUGACAGUAAGGAGUUGCCGAUUGCCGUUGUUGCCAUUGAUUCUAGUAAAGUUGUUUUGAAAUUGUUAUUCAAUGACACUGUUUCCAACUUGAAAAUCAAAUUAAACAAUGUCGAUUGGUCAUACUUUAAAUUUGGUCAAGAAUCGUGCACACGUUAUGUUACAAUUUAUGGAUUAACGCCAUUGUUUCAAUAUGAAGUGGAGAUUUUAGACAAUGAUGUAUUGCUCAAUCAUUUCUUGGUCAACACUACCAACGGCAAGGAUGAAAUUAUCAACAAAUCCAGUGGAGAAACAUCCUCACUUGUCACAUUGCAAACUUCAUUGACUUCAACAAUGACAAACUUGAACGAUUUAAAACUCAAAUUGAAAAAGUUCAAAAAAGAUGAAAACAAAAAAGUUUCCGAUUUGAAAAAUUCCAUUGAAUUAGUCAAGAAUAAAAUCUCCAAGUACAACAAUGCCAAACCAGUGAAUGAGAAUCGUGUACAUGGUAAGAUUCAAGGAUUGAAGCAUCUUGUAUUGCAAUUGGAGAACGAAAUCGAUUGUAUUCAAUCGGAAAUUGAUAGUUUGACUCAAGAAGAGAAACAGCUCCAACAACAACUGAAAUCAAAACAAGAUGCUCAAGUACAAGAGAUCAACUCAUUGGAAAUGGAAUAUGCUCAAUACGAAUCUCGUUUAAAAGGGUAUAAAUUCAAUUUGACUAAAUUGCAACAAGAACAAGCUAAUUUAUCAACAAAGAUUCAAAAAUUGGCUCUGCGUUAUGAAUCAAAACAAGAAGAAUUGAAGCUGAUUCAAUUGGAAUUGAAGAACUUAAAACGGGGAGAAAUUUUGAACAAGUUUGCUAAACGGAUUAAAAAAACCAAUGAGAAGUUUGAUACAAUCAUUCCUCGUAUUUUGCACGAAACUGAAUUGUUGAGACAAGAAUUGAUUGAAUUUGAUGAAUGA
Lodderomyces parapsilosis is the source of this 2742-nucleotide messenger RNA. It is a transcript of the gene EMC9, whose product is annotated as Emc9p. The transcript has a single exon. The record is from RefSeq and is a predicted model, not a curated record. Bases 1 to 2742 code for a protein of 913 amino acids. Lineage: Eukaryota; Fungi; Ascomycota; Pichiomycetes; Serinales; Debaryomycetaceae.